Messenger RNA from Mus pahari (shrew mouse), 946 nucleotides. RefSeq names its product olfactory receptor 5B2-like. The transcript has a single exon. Gene Ontology annotation, molecular function: odorant binding; olfactory receptor activity; G protein-coupled receptor activity. Gene Ontology annotation, cellular component: membrane. Lineage: Eukaryota; Metazoa; Chordata; Mammalia; Rodentia; Muridae. The record is from RefSeq and is a predicted model, not a curated record. Bases 2 to 946 code for a protein of 314 amino acids. Gene Ontology annotation, biological process: G protein-coupled receptor signaling pathway; sensory perception of smell.
AAUGUCAUACUUGGAGAAUAACACUAAGGUGACUACAUUUAUCCUUUUGGGAUUGACUGACAUUCCAGAGCUUCAAGUCCCCCUGUUCAUCACAUUCAGUCUCAUCUAUCUUAUCACACUGAUUGGGAACCUGGGCAUGAUUGUGUUGAUUUGGCUGGACUCCCGCCUCCACACCCCUAUGUAUAUUUUCCUCAGUCACCUCUCUCUGGCAGACUGUGUUUAUUCUUCUGCUGUGACUCCAAAGGUGAUGACUGGGUUUCUCACAGGGGAUAAAGUUAUCUCCUAUGGAGGAUGUGUUGCUCAAAUGUUCUUCUUUGUGGCUUUUGCCAGUGUUGACUGUUUCCUACUUGCUGUCAUGGCUUUUGACAGGCAUGCUGCAGUGUGCAAGCCCUUACAUUACACUACAACUAUGACUACUAGUGUGUGUGCUCGCAUGGUGAUUGCCUGUUAUGCCUGGGGUUUGUUUGAGUCUGCUAUACAUACUGGAUUCACCUUCUCCCUCCCCUGCUGUGCUAAUGUGGUCCAUCACUUUUUCUGUGAUAUACCUCCAAUCCUGGCUCUUUCUUGCUCUGAUAUCUAUGUGAAUGAGAUUGUUCUCUUUAUCUUAGCUUCAUUCAAUGUCUUCUUUGCUCUGAUAGUUAUCUUGACCUCCUAUGCUUUAAUAUUUAUUGCUAUUCUGAGGAUGCGUUCAGCAGAAGGACAGAAGAAAGCCUUCUCUACUUGUGCAUCCCACCUCACUGCUGUCACUAUAUUCUAUGGAACUGUAAUCUUCAUGUACCUACAGCCCAGUUCUAGUCAUUCCAUGGAAAAUGACCAAAUGGCAUCUGUUUUCUAUACCAUAGUAGUUCCCAUGUUGAACCCAGUUGUCUAUAGCUUAAGGAACAAAGAGGUUCAUAAUGCUUUCAAGAAAGUUGUUGAGAAAAUGAACACUUUGUUGAGCUCCUAA